UGCUAUCGCUCGUAAGUUUGUUUCCCGGGGGCUCUGCGCUUUCAGUUAGAUUAAUUAGAGAGGGCAGGAGGCGACGGGACUUGCGUACGUGCGACGCGUUUAGCGGCAACCUGCUCCGCAGCCUCCUUCCCCAAACGGAGCGGGGGUAGUGUUGGCGGUGCGGGAACAUCCCUUCCUUCUGCCGCCUGCCCUCCCCUCACCCGGGGUUAGAAAAGGGUUAAGAAACUUGGCUGGAGAGAUGAAUGGCGCGGCGCGGGGAGGGGCCGGGCCGCGCCGCGGCGGGCGAGGUGGAAGGCGGGGAGGAUCGCGGCUGCGGGUUAGGCUUUGAAAGUCAGCCUCACAGGCAUUGCAGCAGAGCCCCGAGCCCCGGAGAGAAGCCAAGUGCAGCUCGCCGUAUCAAGCAUGGAAUUGUUGAGGAGGAAAAUCGUUGUAUCCUUUAACUCCUGAGGAAGGGCUUUCCUGAUGGGACCACUUAAAAGGAAUUUUAUGUGCUUGGUGGAGAUGGAAAAGGAUGAAAAACAAGCUGGCUUCCUGGAGAAAGAAGGCGUAAAAUACUCGAUGGAACUUUGUUACCUUGGAACCGCAUUUUGAGUGCUCCUCCUUUCGUACAUAUUCUAGAUAUCAGAUUGAUAUGAUUGGAAACCUGUCUCAUCAAACAGUAUACACUGGAAGAAGCCUACUUUGGAAUAUGACUUUUUGUGUUGUUUCUGAAAGUCUGUGAGAAUACACUCUAGACAUCUACCUGUUUCUUAAAUCUGCAUCUCAAUUCAGCUGCAGCAAAACUAGUCUUGAAGUGAAUAGAACCAGAGCCCUUUUGGAAACUCUUAUUGAACAUGACUCAUGGAGAAGAGCUUGGCUCUGAGAUGCACCAGGAUUCUGUUGUUCUAACUUAUCUAGAGGGAUUACUGAUGCAUCAAGCAGCAGGAGGCUCAGGUACUGCAGUUGACAAAAAGUCUACUGGGCAUAGCGGAGAGGAUCAAAACUUUAAGAUUUCUGGAAAUAUAUUUCCUAACUGUCAAAGUAAUGGUCCAGUUCUUAACACAAAUACAUACCGAGGAUCUGGCAUGCUGCACCUCAAAAAAGCAAGACUAUUGCAGUCUUCUGAAGACUGGAAUGCAGCAAAGAGAAGGCGGUUGUCUGAUUCCAUUGUGGAUUUAGAUGGAAAAAAGGAAGCUUUGUUAGCUGGCAUGGUUGAAAAUGUGCCUAAAGGCAAACAGGAUAGCACAUUACUUGCCUCUUUGCUUCAGUCGUUCAGCUCUAGGCUGCAGAGUGUUGCUCUGUCACAGCAGAUUAGACAAAGCCUUAAGGAGCAAGGGUAUUCCCUUAGCCAUGACUCUUCAGAAGUGGAGAAAGAUUUGAGGUGCUAUGGUGUUGCAUCCAGUCACCUGAAGACACUGCUGAAGAAGAGCAAAGCAAAAGAUCAGAAGCUGGACAGCAGCCUGCCUGAUAUAACAAAGAACCUGCCCAAAGAGAGGUUUAUAGAAUCUCCCCAUGUGGUGCAGAGUGGACCUAAAGUGAUAAAUGAGCCACUGUCAUGUGCUGCAAGGUUACAAGCUGUUGCAAGCAUGGUAGAGAAACGAUCUAGUCCUGCUGCUUCACCGAAGCCCAGCGUAGCAUGCAGCCAGCUAGCUUUACUUCUUUCAAGUGAAGCUCACUUGCAGCAGUACUCCAGGGAACAUGCUUUAAAAGCACAAAAUGCAAGUCAAAUAGCAAGUGAGAGACUUGCAGCUAUGGCCAGAUUACAAGAAAGCACUCAGAAAGAUAUUGGCCAAUUCAGUUUAGCAAAAGGAAUGACAAGCCAUCUCAAUGGUCAAACAGGAUCAUCAACCAAAACAGCACCUAGUAAAGGCAAUAUGGCACCAUUUCAGAAUUCAGUGGGAAUCAUGCAUUCACCUCCCAAAACUAUGGGAUACAAAAGUACUUUGGAAAGGAGCAACCUGAAAACCUCUCCCAGCAACAGUUUGCUCUUGCAUCUGCUGAAAAGCCAGAAUACCACCAAACACAUAAAAGGGCAUGAACAGAGUGAGAGAGCCAGCAUUUUUGAAGACAGCAGCACACCAACAACUAUUGAUGAGUAUUCAGACAACAAUCCUAGUUUUACAGAGGAUGACAGCAGUGAUGAUGAAAGCUCUCAUUCUAACUGUCUUCCUAUAGACUUGUCCUUUAAACAGAGGGCAGAUAAACCAGAUGCCGGUCCACCCGCAUCACUGGAUAACCUGACUCAGACCUUGCUUCAUAACUGGGAUCCAAAAGUUUCCUGUCCAGACAACAAGGAAGACAAAGACACUCCAAAAGCUUCAAAGCUGAAUCCCCAUCAAAAAGUAACGCUACUUCAGUUGUUGCUUGGGCAUAAGAGUGAAGAAAAGGUAGACAAGAAUAAUGACCCUCAGGGACCACACAGUGCAGCUGAUGUGGCAAAAUUCACUGUACAGACUGGUAAAAGGACUCCUGUUACUGAUAGUCCCGGUGCAAAUCGCAUUACUCCGUUAAGCACUCCACCUUUGCUGGCUUCUGCAAAAGCAGACUCUCCUAUAAAUCUCUCACACCAGUCGUUGGUCAUCAAGCGCAGCUCGCCGCCAUAUGUCUGCCCCAUCCAGCCGGACAGGCUAGUGAAUCCUGCAUCUAAACACUUGAUAGACCUUUCUAAAAGCAAGGAAGUUCAAGGAGCUAAGCUGAGCAGGAAUGACAGUCCGCAGAACUCUUCGGCAUUCAGCGCCAGCAAGCUGUUGCAGAACCUUGCUCAGUGCGGCAUGCAGACUUCCAUGUCAAGUGAAGAACAAAGAGCUAGCAAACAGCUGCUAGCAGGGAACACAGAUAAACCUGUUGGCUUGAUUGAUAGAUUGAACAGCCCUCUGCUUACGAAUAAACUGAGUGCACAUGAAGAAAAUAACAAAAUAUUCAGUUGCCAGCCCGCGCCCGCUGAACAAGGACUUCCAGGUUCGGAAAUAGAAAAUCUCCUUGAAAGGCGCACUGUCCUUCAGCUGCUUCUGGGAACUCCCAAUAAAGGAAAAAGUGAAAAGAAAGAGAGGAUGCUUUUAAGAGAUGAAAGUUCUCAAGAACAGACAGAUAAGGCUUUGAAUGAGCAAAUAUUGACGGUGAAAAUAAAAACCGAACCAUCUGAAGAAUCAAAUGUUCCCUGUAAUUCAAAUGCACAAGUGAGAGAGUGCAAGGGUAACAAAUUUCAAGGAUUUGCUCAUUCACUGAAGAGGAACACAGCUGCUUCUCCAGCAUCUGAGGAGCUGAAAUCCGAGCCUCUUUCACCUCAAGAUUUCUCUUUUUCCAAAAAUGGCCUGCUAAGUAGGUUGCUGAGGCAGAAUCAAGACGGCUAUCCUGCGGAUGAGCUGGACAGAAGUCACCGAAACAGUGAACUGACACACCUCGAAUCCAAGAGUCUUUGCACAGUACCGAAGAAAAGGAAGCUUCACGCUGAGCCUCUGGAAAGUCCAUUAAAAAAGAUGAAGAGUAAUGUGUCUGAUGCUGCAAACAAUCACUCGUCUUCUACUGAGGCACUGUAUGGGCCUUUGCUUAACAAGCAAGAACUGAAAUUCAGCAGAAGUGAUGCUGAAUUUAAAUACGCUGUAAGUCAUGGUCCAAAUAAUGAAAGUGAAAACAGGAGUUGGUCUAGAGAUGGUAAAGGCUUCAAUGUGUUGAAACAGCUGCUUCUCUCAGAAAACUGUGAGAGAGAUCUGUCACAACAUAGGAACAGCAUACUAACAGAGGGCAAGAAAAAAGCAAACAGAACCAGUGCAACAAUUAAUAAACCUGAAUUCAGCAUUUCUUCAGUAAAUGCAUUAAUGGGAAGCCCUGUACAGCAGAACAAUUGCAUAGAUCACAGAACAUUUCAGUAUCCCGUAGCAGUAAAAAGUCCUGCCACUUCCCCCUUUCCUGAACAUUUGGGGAGUACAAUAUCUAGGCUUGAGCCUGACCAGUUUGGCAUGUGCCCCAUGCCCAAUGAAAAAGGGCCCAUCAGAUGGGUGAUCACAGGUAUGGACAAGAAUGAUAAUGAAAAAGACUCUCCAAGACUGACCAAAACCAACCCAAUAUUGUACUACAUGUUACAGAAAGGCGGCAACUCUGUUAGUAGCCAAGAAGCACAUGACAAAGAGAUUUGGAAUGAACCUUCAUUUGCUGAUAGUUCAACUCACGUUACAAUCAAAGAGGAGUUGCCAUCUGAUACAGAGCUUAAAACUCCUUUUAGUAACUUGAGAAGCCCUUACAAUAGCCAUAUGGGGAGUAAGACCUCUCAUCAACACGGUGUGAAUGGAGAAGUGCAUGGACUGCUGGAAAAAGUUUUGUCAAUCAAAAAAGAGCCAGAAUAAACGACGGGCUCCUCAAUGAGUUUACAAUCAGUGGUUUUGAAUCUUUGUUUAAAAAAAAAAAAA
This is a messenger RNA of Dryobates pubescens (Downy woodpecker), 4382 nucleotides long. RefSeq names its product nuclear receptor interacting protein 1 (gene NRIP1). The transcript has 3 exons. NCBI's taxonomy places the organism in Eukaryota, Metazoa, Chordata, Aves, Piciformes, Picidae. Gene Ontology annotation, cellular component: nucleus. Gene Ontology annotation, biological process: regulation of transcription by RNA polymerase II. The coding region runs from base 834 to 4319 and encodes 1161 amino acids. The record is from RefSeq and is a predicted model, not a curated record. Gene Ontology annotation, molecular function: signaling receptor binding; transcription coregulator activity.